Molecule: messenger RNA, 1610 nt
Organism: Dermacentor andersoni
Lineage: Eukaryota; Metazoa; Arthropoda; Arachnida; Ixodida; Ixodidae
Source: RefSeq, a predicted model, not a curated record
AUGGCGAGCACUCACUCUGCUGGCUACACCGCAGAGCCCACACCCGGUCCCGGGCCUCCGCGCCCCGGCGGACUCGCCAAGACUCGAAGCCGCGCCGGCACAGGCGGUGCCUCAUCACUGGCCAGCGGGGUGACGCAACCAGCCACGCUGUACGACCCGGCAGAGCUACGUAGCCCGAGCGGCCUCGAGGACCUGCACGAGCAGAGCGGCUACGCCAUGUACGUGGUGCCCAACCUGGGGCGCAUCUCGUACACCUGGCACAAGUCUUCGUCGAACGCUGAGAUACCAGCGGCGAGCAGCUCUCACGAGCGGCGGCUCCCCUCCUCAUCCAGCUUCGAGGCGAUGCAGAUCGCAGAGCUCCGAUGCGGCUUGGUUCCGCCCCACAUGAGGCACUUCGAGGAGACUGCCCGUUACGAUCAGUGCCGCUUGGUCCUUCCCACAGCACCCGACGUGGUCGCCGACGAAGGCCACGAUCUCGAGUGCCCAGCUGAGUACCAGCCGGAGCAGUUGGCCCAAGUCAGCCCAAUCGAGGAUUCGGCGGAAGGGCUGACCCGAGGUGUCCUGUUCAGUUCGUCGAGACCACUUUCCUUGCCCUCUGUCGGCUUCUAUCGCACCGGAGGCUCAGACCAACAAACCGUGAUGGCCCCGUCGGGGCAACUCGCUGCGAAAGCACCAAUGGUGUCCCGGCUCAGGGGAUGGCUAGAAGGCGUCUCUCAGGGCUCCACUAGCUCCAGAGCCACGCUGCCUGGCCAGGACUCACAUGGCCUGUUGUCAGUGCCACAGGAACGACCGAUUGUUCUCGACCCAAAGCGAGUCAGCUUCGGUGUCGCCAUUGCAGAAGCCGCCACUCCAUCAGGCUUGGACGGCACAAAAGAAGCAGAAAAUGAGGCUGACGGCCGUCGCUUGCUAGCGCAAGAAGUCUGUGGCUGGGAUCCGACGACCGACGACGCCAACAACCUUCAACAGGACGAUCCAGGAAGAGUAGCAGCGUCGACAAGCGCUGCCGUAAGCUCUAAGGAAAGUAGCAAUUCGGUGCCUGAACAGAGGACCCAGCCGAUAAUGGGUCGACGAGAGACACCGCCUUUCAUCAACCCUCAGGUUCCGACGAUAUGGUGCGCCCGGCGUUCCGGCGCUUUCCUUUUUACGCCGAGCAAAGUGGUAACUCGAGACAGCGCCCAACAGACGGACUCAUAAGUGCGCCGUUAUAUUUGCGCGUGAGCAACGGGCAUAAUCUGCCCAGAUUACACUUGCAUAAAGUCGGUAAACUGACGAUGUCAAAAUGUGGAAAUGGACAAUGGUUACCGCGAAGCUCAAACCGCAUCGCAUGUAUGUCUCAGUUUUCUGAAUUUUUAUGGGGGCGAAAAAAUAGCAGCCACAUUGCUUUCUGCUUGGGGAUUUGGAUAAGUUUGCGUACUACAUUUUUUGCAGGUAACUUGACGUACUUUGGACAAACAAAGAAAUGUGGCGAAGUUUACUAUAGAUGAAUUUAAAUGCUUCGCGCCCUACUUUGGGAGGUCGUUCUACAUAUAAAUGAAGCGGUCAUGUCUUCGCAAAGUCUCUUCGUGGUCAUGUCUGUAACUCUUGCGCUUCACCUCUGUGACACACGUGGG